Molecule: messenger RNA, 1053 nt
Organism: Rangifer tarandus platyrhynchus (Svalbard reindeer)
Lineage: Eukaryota; Metazoa; Chordata; Mammalia; Artiodactyla; Cervidae
Source: the annotation of a GenBank genome assembly
AUGCCCGGCCCGGCCGCGGGCAGCAGGGCCCGGGUCUACGCGGAGGUGAACAGCCUGAGGAGCCGCGAGUACUGGGACUAUGAGGCUCACGUCCCGAGCUGGGGUAAUCAAGAUGAUUACCAGCUGGUUCGGAAACUUGGUCGAGGAAAGUAUAGUGAAGUAUUUGAGGCUAUUAACAUCACCAACAAUGAGAGAGUGGUGGUAAAAAUUCUCAAGCCAGUGAAGAAAAAGAAGAUAAAACGAGAGGUUAAGAUUCUGGAGAACCUUCGUGGUGGAACAAAUAUCAUUAAGCUGAUUGACACUGUGAAGGACCCUGUGUCAAAGACACCAGCUUUGGUAUUUGAAUAUAUCAAUAAUACAGAUUUUAAGCAACUGUACCAGAUCCUGACAGACUUUGAUAUCCGGUUUUAUAUGUAUGAACUACUUAAAGCUCUGGAUUACUGCCACAGCAAGGGAAUCAUGCACAGGGAUGUGAAACCUCACAAUGUCAUGAUAGAUCACCAGCAGAAAAAGCUGCGACUGAUAGACUGGGGUCUGGCGGAAUUCUAUCAUCCCGCCCAGGAGUACAAUGUCCGAGUGGCCUCCAGGUACUUCAAGGGACCAGAGCUCCUUGUGGACUAUCAGAUGUAUGAUUAUAGCUUGGAUAUGUGGAGUUUGGGCUGUAUGUUAGCGAGCAUGAUCUUUCGAAAGGAACCCUUCUUUCAUGGACAGGAUAACUAUGACCAGCUCGUUCGCAUUGCCAAGGUUCUGGGUACAGAUGAGCUGUAUGGGUAUCUGAAGAAAUAUCACAUAGACCUAGAUCCGCACUUCAACGAUAUUCUGGGACAACAUUCACGGAAACGCUGGGAAAAUUUUAUCCAUAGUGAGAACAGACACCUCGUCAGCCCUGAGGCCCUAGAUCUUCUGGACAAACUUCUGCGAUAUGACCAUCAACAGAGACUGACUGCCAAAGAGGCCAUGGAGCACCCAUACUUUUACCCCGUGGUGAAGGAGCAGUCCCAGCCUUGUGCAGAUAACGCUGUACUUUCCAGUGGUCUCACGGCGGCCCGAUGA